Molecule: messenger RNA, 1735 nt
Organism: Scaptodrosophila lebanonensis
Lineage: Eukaryota; Metazoa; Arthropoda; Insecta; Diptera; Drosophilidae
Exons: 2
Coding region: 271-1320 (349 amino acids)
Source: RefSeq, a predicted model, not a curated record
AAUCAUCGGUAACUUCGUAGCCAUGAACAACGAUUAGGCUGUUAAGCAAAGCGCAACAGCAACAGCAACAGCAAAAGCUAAACGCAGACUCACUCAAGUGACAAAGGUGCAACAACAACAACAACAACAUAAUUAAUGGGGAAACGUUAUUGCUGUUGUUGGGGUAAUGCGCGAAUGCCCAAUUACUUUCAACUGCGCAAGCGCCACAGACAGGUGUUGUUAACGAAGGCGCGACAGUUUUACUAAGACUGUCAGAAGUUGCAGAGCAAAAUGCUGCCAAGGCGCAUUAUAACCCUUUCAAUAUUGUGUAUUCUGUGCGAUUAUGCCACCGGAGGUGUCAUGGACAACAUCAACGAUGGCCUGAAGAUCGCUGGGAAAGUGUUUGGCAUCAAUACUGCAGCCGAUGUGGCCAACCUGGUGGCAAAGGCUUUCUCUGGCGCGACAACACAACGCAAACCUGACAUCAUGGGCGUUUUGCGACAGGGAUUUCAGUCACAAGUCGAUAAUGAAGACCAGAGAUACGAGCAGUCGGAGCAAGAUAGUGAUCCUGAGAAUGCACAGGAAGUACCGCCCCUGCAGUCCCAGGAGUAUGGAUCACGACAGCCAACGCGUCAAAAGCCUGCCCCACUUUUCGAUUUCAAUACCGGGCAGAUGAUGACUAAUAUGCUGCAUAUGGUGGGAUUUGAUGCUCGAAAAUUGGGUGCACUGGCCCUCAAUGCUCUAAUAAUGAUAGCCCAGGCGAUUGGUAGUGCGCUGAUGCAAGGGACACGGGGUGAGGGCGGAUUAUUCGGCACAUCACCACCGGGCGAACGUCCAGCAGAAGAAAACCGCAGUUCCGGACCUGAAGCGAUAUUCGAGCCAAAUGAUCAUCAGCCACGCUCAUUGCGUUCUGGCACACCCAUCGAUUGGUUUCUACAGCGGCCAGGGAAGCACACGAAAAAACUGGUGCAACAGAUCAUGGAUCGUGAAUUACCCGAUCGCAUAGUGAACAUGAUCGAGCAGAGAGAGAAUGACCCAGAUGGCGGAGAUGCCGGGUGCCUGAAGCUGCUUAUGUGCAAGAGCUCCCCCAUUAUUUGGGGCAUGCAAAAGUCGCUGAAGCAGCGCCUGAGGAGAAGUUUACCUACAGAAAAGGAAGAAGAAGAGGAAGAUCCCAAGGGGAAUGAUGAAACUGAGCAAGAGUCCAACAGCUACUUCAAUACGGGAAUAUUUUUCCAGCACUUGCCCAGCAUUGCCGAGUUUCGUGAGCACGGGGAGCAGUGUGAGGCUCGCUACGCAAUUGGCUGUCCACGAAAUAGAACUCAAUUCCAGACUCGAACAUAAUUAUUAAUACGUAGGAGCUAUUUUUAAUACCUAUCAUCAAUAAAUACUUGUUGUUUAUAAAGCUUGUGUGCCAUUAAAUUUAAAUAGCUACGACCUUGUCGGUGGCUACAACUGAUUGGCCAGAUCGCUGACUGCUGUGCUUGGCCUAAUGUUCCAUGAAAUGACCUCUAAAAUGCAUUUGACUUGUGUAAUUUUGCCAGCAUCAUCAUUAAAAAGUGGAGCUUUGCAACGUAUUACACUAUCAGCAAUGAUAACGAGCCCGCCUAAUCUGAGCGCAUUAACUAAAAUAAGUACGCCGACUUUAUUGACAGAGCCAGCACACGAAGUGCUGGGCAAACGCGCUAAUCUCUUGUGAAAUGCGCCGCCAAAUGGCAUUUCAAUUUCACAAGGUAUUAGAUGGUUUCAAGUAUUUGUA